Molecule: messenger RNA, 3082 nt
Organism: Engraulis encrasicolus (European anchovy)
Lineage: Eukaryota; Metazoa; Chordata; Actinopteri; Clupeiformes; Engraulidae
Exons: 16
Coding region: 99-2696 (865 amino acids)
Biological process (GO): regulation of DNA-templated transcription elongation; mRNA export from nucleus
Cellular component (GO): THO complex part of transcription export complex
Source: RefSeq, a predicted model, not a curated record
CGACACCCUUAUUCUUGCACGGUCGAAGGCCUUAGAUCCAGGAGAUAAACCGGAUACUUACCUCAUGAUUCCACACGCCAAAUCCUCGUGCCACAAAAAUGAACCAGAGGGAACACAGUGAUUUGAAGGCUGCUAUUAAAAUCGCACUGGAAGCCAUGAAUACCGAGGCACUAACAACGGCCUUCAGUAACCUCCCUGGAGAUGAAAGGGAAAAGAAAAGCUCCGUCGACCAAGCAUUGCGGGAAUGCCUUCAACGACAGAUUACUGUACAGUCAAAUCAGUCCCUGUCAUUGAUUUCUCUGAGCAUUGAUGGAGUCAUCAAAGGACUAUGCUCAGUGACUGCACCUUUCCUGCUAAUGGCAGACUUGCUGGACUGUUCCUCCCUGGAGCAGUGUGACAAAGUCUUUUCGUUUAUGGAGGGAAAUGUUUCUACGUGGAAGUCGAGUGCCUUCUACUCAGCUGGGAAGAACUACUUGCUAAGAAUGUGCAACGGUAAUGUUUCUUUAAUGUGUGACUCUGAGGAGACACUAGCUGAGUUUAAAAGCUCCAAAGUGUAUGAGUCUCAGGCAACAGAAAAGGAGCUGACACUUGUUGGAGAGGAUGCUUUCUUUGCCACAUGUCUCACCAGAGAGAUGCCAAUGGACUUUGAGGUUAGUGGCAGCAAAUUCAGACGACGGAUCCUUGUGCAGUACCUGAUUCUGUUCCAGUACCUCAAAGGUCAAGUGAAGUUCAAAAGCUUCAACUGUGUUUUGAAUGACGAUCAGAGCACAUGGAUAGAAAAGACCACGAAACUAGUGUAUGAGUUGCUUAAAGAGACACCACCUCAGGGAGACAAGUUUGCUGCUAUGGUAGAACGCAUCCUCAAAAAGGAAGAGCGCUGGAGUAUAUGGAAAAAUGAGGGCUGCCCCAUCACUAAGGCGAGACCCACAGACAUCAAGCCCACCUGGCCAUUGAGGAGGAGGACCACACCAAAGGACUUCCUGGGACAGGGUCCCCGCAGCAACGUGUUAAAGGGAAAUGCAGAACUUAGGAAAUUGUGGGACCUCAGUCCUGACAACUUGGAAGCGUGCAGAUCCAAAGAUCGAAAUGUUACGCCGUCUCUAAGACAAUUUUUCCAAAAGGCCAUUGAGCAAGCAGAUCCAGCCAACAAGGUACAAGAUGAAGACAAGGUGGUGCGAAAUUUCAAUUUCGGCUGGCGUGCCCUGCGGUUACUGAGACACCACACUCCGCACUCCUUCCAACCCGUCGUCAGAGUGGAGGACUUUUUGGACGCCAUGGCCAUCAGGUUAGCUGAAGAAAGGAGUGUGCCUCUAAGUGAUGAAGAAGAGGACGGAGAAAAAGGCAGAGGAGAGGACAGAAAAGACACAGGAGGAGAAGACUAUGGAGGAAAGGAGGAAGAACACAGAGGAGAGGAUGCAGAAAACACAGGAGAGGACGGAAAAGACAGAGGAGGAGAAAAAGAUAGAGGAGGGGAUGGAAAAGACAGAGGAGGAGAAAAAGAUGGAGGAGGGGAUGGAAAAGACAGAGGAGGAGGAAAUGAUGGAGGAGGGGAUGGAAAAGACAGAGGAGGAGAAAAAGAUGGAGGAGGAGAUGGAAAAGACGGAGGAGGAGGAAAUGAUGGAGGAGGGGAUGGAAAAGACAGAGGAGGAGAAAAAGAUGGAGGAGGAGAUGGAAAAGACAGAGGAGGAAAUGAUGGAGGAAGGGAUGGAAAAGACAGAGGAGGAGAAAAAGAUGGAGGAGGGGAUGGAAAAGACAGAGGAGAGGAUGAAGAAAAAGAUAGAGGAGGGGACAAAGGACUCAGGGGAGAGUGUGUAAAAGACCCAGCAGAGGAUGGAGAAGAAGAUGGGGGAGAGGACAGAAAAGACAGAGGAGGAGAAGAUGGAGGAGAGGACAGAGGAGAGGAUGGAAAAGACAGAGGAGAAGACGGAGAACACAGAGAAGAGGAUGAAGAAGAAGAAGAAGACAGAGGAGAUGAAAAAGGCAGCGGAGGGGACGAAGGACACAGGGGAGAGGAUGGAAAAGACAGAGCAGAGGAUGGAGAAGACAGAGAAGAGGACAAAGAAGACAGAGUAGAGGAUGGAAAACGCAUAGCAGGGAACGGAAAAGAGAGAGGAGAGGAUGGAGACAUCAAAGACGGCAGAGGAGAGGACAUAGAAGAAGACAAAGGAGGAGAAGAGGAUGGAGGAAAGGACGGAGAAGACCGAGGAGAGGAAGAAGAAGAAAACAGAGGAGAGGAGGUAGAAGAAGACAGAGCAGAGGAUGGAAAAGACAGAGGAGAGGAUGAAGAAGACAGAGGAGAGGACGAAGGAGGGGACAGAGAAGACAGAGGAGAGGACGAAGGAGACAGAGUUGCGGACGGAAAAGGGAGAGGAGGGGACGAAGACGGCAAAGGCAACAAGGAAAUGAAGACUGGGGAUGACUAUGAGGGUGACGAAAGUAGUGAUGGCUCGGCCAUGCAAAGGAAGCUGGUUACCAAGGACCAGACGGAGGAGAUGGCGCCAAAGCUUGGGGAGUCUGUGGGGAGGAAUGAGGAUGCAGAUGACCACGGUGACAAAGAAAGCAGUGAUGGUGAGUGCUGGAUACGUCUGACCAACAAACAGAUGGGGGAGGUGGUGGCAAAGCUUGCCGAGGCGGUGACUGUGAGAGAGGUUGACGGGGCAUCUGAAGGUGAGGGCGAUGGACCACAGGGAGACUGAGGCCGACGUUCAGGCAGAGAUGCAGGCCAAUAUGCUUCUGAUGAAGAGAUCCAUAGCAUGUCAUCAUUGAAUAAAUGUUUUUGUUUCCUUGGCUUUAUGUGAUGGCGUGUGAGAUUUAGUUACCUUAGUUUUAUUUAUAUUGAUGGCAUUGGUUUUUAUUUUGCUUAAGCAAAACUGUUUAUCAAACCGUGACUAUGACGUCACAAUUUUGUGAAUAUGCAAAAAAGUAAAGAAGGGGUUGGAUACCGUUGAACUGCUGUUAUAAACAUAUGUAAUAUACAGUGUGUAAAUAUAUUUAUUAUGUGUUGUACAUUAAUUUUAUUUUGUAAAAUGAUUUUCGUUUUAGCUGCUAAUCCCUCUCCUCCAAAAUAAAAUAUUGAAAACCA